Messenger RNA from Rhodamnia argentea, 1209 nucleotides. Its product is annotated as galactinol synthase 2-like. Gene Ontology annotation, molecular function: glycosyltransferase activity. The record is from RefSeq and is a predicted model, not a curated record. The coding region runs from base 79 to 1101 and encodes 340 amino acids. The transcript is spliced from 4 exons. NCBI's taxonomy places the organism in Eukaryota, Viridiplantae, Streptophyta, Magnoliopsida, Myrtales, Myrtaceae.
CUCUCUCUCUCUCUCUCUCUCUCUCUCUCUCUCUCUCUCUGCGCAAACUUGACCAGUGACCAUCUUCGCUUGGCAUCUAUGGCGCCCGAACUUGUGCCCGCCUCGGUGAAGCCCGUCGCCAAGCCUCUGACGCUGUCCCGGGCCUUCGUGACGUUCUUGGCCGGCAACAAGGACUACGUGAAGGGCGUGGUCGGGCUUGCCAAAGGGCUGAGGAAGGCGAAGUCGGCGUACCCGCUGGUGGUAGCCAUCUUGCCGGACGUGCCGGCGGAGCACCGGCAGAUCCUAGUGGAUCAGGGGUGCGUGGUCCGGGAGAUCGAGCCGGUGUACCCGCCCGAGAACCAGACCCAGUUCGCCAUGGCGUAUUACGUCAUCAACUAUUCCAAGCUCCGUAUUUGGGAGUUCGUGGAGUACAGCAAGAUGAUAUAUCUGGACGGCGACAUCCAGGUGUUCGACAACAUCGACCACCUGUUCGACAUGGAGGACGGCUACUUCUACGCCGUGAUGGAUUGCUUCUGCGAGAAGACGUGGAGCCACACCCCGCAGUACGCUAUCGGGUACUGCCAGCAGUGCCCCGACAAGGUCCGCUGGCCCGGCGCCGAGCUGGGCCCGCCCCCGUCCCUCUACUUCAACGCUGGCAUGUUCGUGUACGAGCCCAGCCUCGCGACCUACAACGAUCUCCUGAGCACCGUCAAGAUCACCCCUCCCACCCCGUUCGCGGAGCAGGACUUCUUGAACACGUACUUCGGGAAAGUAUACAGGCCAAUCCCAAAUGUGUACAACCUCGUCCUGGCGAUGCUGUGGCGUCACCCGGAGAACGUCGAGCUGGAGAAGGUGAAGGUCGUCCACUACUGCGCGGCGGGUUCGAAGCCAUGGAGGUACACCGGGAAGGAGGAGAACAUGGAGAGAGAGGACAUCAAGAUGCUGGUCAAGAAAUGGUGGGACAUCUACGAAGACGAGUCCCUCGACUACAAGAACUGCCCUCAAGCGGCGGCAGCGGUGGCGGCCGAGGUGGAGGCCAAGCAGGUCAACAUGGAGCCGUUCAUCGCGGCCCUGUCGGAAGCCGGCACGGUGCAGUUCGUCACGGCGCCUUCUGCGGCCUAGAACGGCUCGGAUCCCUGGCCAAUAGGACAUUUUAUGCAACUUACUUAUAUGCUCCGAACUGUAAAAACUGCUGUCUAGGAAGUGAACUAAGAAUUUUCCUCUAUGACA